CAGGUGACCAGGAAAGGGAAGACAAGGUGGAGAUGGAACUGCCAAAUCAUGCCAAACAUUUGCUCCUGCAGCUUAACCAGCAACGAGCCAAAGGUUUCCUUUGCGAUGUGAUCAUCGUUGUCGAAAAUGCCCUCUUCCGUGCCCACAAGAACAUCCUGGCGGCCAGCAGCAUGUACUUCAAGUCCCUCAUCUUGCACGACAACCUGAUCAACUUAGAUACCGACAUGGUCAACCCUACCGUGUUCCGGCAAAUCUUGGACUUUAUUUAUACUGGUAAGCUCUUAAUGACCGACCAGCCUGGGGAACAGAACUUCAACGCGCUCCUCACCGCAGCAAGCUACCUCCAACUUCCUGACCUGGCGACCCUUUGUAGGAAGAAGCUCAAGCGCAGCGGGCGGGCCUUCGCUGGCCGGGCUGGGGGAGCCUCCAGCGCCGGGCGGCCGCCUCGGAGCCAGAGACUUGCCACUGCUUCCGUUAUUACUCGUUAUUCAGGGUCAGCCGAAGGGAUGAAGGGCUCUCAGCCGAAGGAGAUGCCAAAGGUGAAGGUCUCGGAUGACGAGGUCUUCAUGAACAGUUCCAACCAAGAGAAUUCCCAUGCCUUGAGUAGGGGCCUGGGAGAAGGGAGCAACAGCACCAACGGGAGCUGUGUGGACCAGGAACUCGGGCUGGAUCUGUCCAAAAAAAGCCCCUCCCUGCCCACUGUAGCCCCCCAAGAUGAUACCCCCCACGGCGAAAGUCAGCGUGGCUCCCCCCGGCCCACCUCAGCCCCCACCGCCAACAGUGCCUCAUCGUUCGAAGAGUCCACCUCCGGAGCCCCUCCCACCCUCCUAGACAACUGCGAGCCCAUGGAGAUGGACCUCAGCGAAGACCGCCAGUCCCUCCCCGAAGGCAACCAGCGAAAGAGCCUACGCCAUUCCUCGCGCAAAAAAGAGUGGCUCAAGAAGGAUUGCCCCUUCGACCGGAAGGAGGGUGGGGGCAAAGGCUGCGAGGAAGGCGAGGGGUUGCCCAACGGCAUCCUAAUGGGCCCCUUGUGCAAGUCCGCGGAGCGUAGCCUAGGCCUGAGCCCCUACGGCUCGGAGCCGCCGUUGCACGCCUGCAAAGAAGACGUGGAGAACGGCAAGGAGAACAGCGAGGACAGCGGCCAGAGCGAAAGCGAGAACGGCGGGCACAGCAGCGCCAACUACGUCUACCGGCAGGAAGGCUAUGAACCCGUGGCCUUCGGGGACAACUUGUACGUCUGUAUCCCGUGUGGGAAGGGUUUCCCCAGCUCGGAGCAGCUCAACGCCCACGUGGAGAAGCACACGGAGGAAGAGCUGUACAUCAAGGAGGAAGGGACGUUCGAGGAUAAAGAAGAGGAAGCCGAGGAUUUGUCGAACCCCAACCAGCCCUACGCCUCGGAACCGCGGCCGUUCAAGUGCUCGGUCUGCGAGAAGAGCUACAAAGAUCCGGCCACCCUCCGGCAGCACGAGAAGACUCACUGGCUGACGCGGCCCUUCCCGUGCAACAUCUGCGGCAAGAUGUUCACCCAGCGGGGCACCAUGACUCGGCACAUGCGCAGCCACCUGGGACUCAAGCCCUUCGCCUGCGAGGAGUGCGGGAUGCGCUUCACCCGGCAGUACCGGCUGACCGAGCACAUGCGCGUCCACUCAGGGGAAAAGCCCUACGAAUGUCAACUGUGCGGCGGGAAAUUUACCCAGCAACGAAACCUCAUUAGCCACUUGAGAAUGCAUACCUCUCCUACAUGAAGCCAAAGUUUCUCCCAAGGAGCUCUGAGCCCCUCCAACCCCCCCACCAGGAAAUACCCCUUCCGACUUGCUGCUUUAAAACAGACUAUACAAACACACAGGACAUUUUUGCCUCCCUUCUUCAGU
Messenger RNA from Pseudonaja textilis, 1871 nucleotides. The record is from RefSeq and is a predicted model, not a curated record. Lineage: Eukaryota; Metazoa; Chordata; Lepidosauria; Squamata; Elapidae.